Messenger RNA from Canis lupus familiaris (dog), 1489 nucleotides. It is a transcript of the gene CHAC1, whose product is annotated as ChaC glutathione specific gamma-glutamylcyclotransferase 1. The transcript has 3 exons. NCBI's taxonomy places the organism in Eukaryota, Metazoa, Chordata, Mammalia, Carnivora, Canidae. Gene Ontology annotation, molecular function: glutathione specific gamma-glutamylcyclotransferase activity; gamma-glutamylcyclotransferase activity. Gene Ontology annotation, cellular component: cytoplasm. The record is from RefSeq and is a predicted model, not a curated record. The coding region runs from base 129 to 797 and encodes 222 amino acids. Gene Ontology annotation, biological process: glutathione catabolic process.
UCCGGAGGGGCCGCGCAGCUGGAGCGACCGAGCGGUGCCAGGCCAGGUGUGCGCGUCCGUCGGUCCUUCCGUGCCCGCGCCGGAGACCAGCCCCGGAGGCCGCCGGGCUCGUCCCUGUGCCCAGCACCAUGAAGCAGGAGUCCACAGCCCAGGAAACCCCGCCCGCCUCGCCACCCCCCUCGCCACCCGCGCAGCGCCCCCGGGAUGCCAGCGACCCCCAAGCGCUGUGGAUUUUCGGGUACGGCUCCCUGGUGUGGAGGCCAGACUUUGCCUACAGCGACAGCCGUGUGGGCUUCGUGCGCGGCUACAGCCGGCGCUUCUGGCAGGGAGACACCUUCCAUCGGGGCAGCGACAAGAUGCCUGGUCGUGUGGUGACCCUCCUCGAAGAUCAUGAGGGCUGCACUUGGGGUGUGGCAUACCAGGUUCAAGGUGAGCAGGUGAGCGAGGCCCUGAAGUACCUGAACGUGCGGGAAGCAGUACUUGGCGGCUAUGAUACCAAGGAAGUCACCUUCUACCCUCAGGAUACCCCUGACCAACCACUCAAGGCUUUGGCUUAUGUAGCCACUCCACAGAAUCCUGGUUAUCUGGGCCCUGCCCCUGAGGAGGCCAUUGCAACACAGAUCCUGGCCUGCCGUGGCUUCUCCGGCCACAACCUCGAGUACUUGCUGCGCCUGGCGGACUUCAUGCAGCUCUGUGGGCCCCAGGCACAGGAUGAGCACCUGGCAGCCAUUGUGGACGCUGUGGGCACCAUGCUGCCCUGCUUCUGCCCUGCAGAGCAGGCCUUGGCACUGGUCUGAGGGGUUGAGCCCCUGCAGGGAGUGUCCACAUAGACAUUGGGGCCAGGUCACCACUCCUGCACACACAGUGGACUUGAUAUACCUGAAGCCCACUGAGAGGACUCGGUGGGUGGCUGGGAGCCUCUCUCCAUAAGCCCCUGCCUGUCCCACCAGCCUCCAGCUCUCCUGCCUGACACGGAUUUAGUACUUGAAACUAUUUAUUGCACCAUGUUGGUGUGGUGGGCAGGGUGGGGGGCCUGCCCUGGACAAAGGGGCCCUGCUGAGCGGUGCCCCGCCCCAGGCACCUGGUGCCUGACCAGAUUCCCCCCAGUGCUGCUGCUAACCCUGUGCUACCCAGGCCUCUGCCUUCCCACCCCCAGACCAGCCAUUCCCUAGCCCUGGAAAUACACCACAUGUGAGAAGUCCCAGCCUGCUGGUAGGGGACAGGAGGGAGUGAGGAGAUGGGAGCCUUACAAGAACUGAGGCACCUGUAGGUCCUGCUCAUCCAUCAGGUUCCCAGGGCAGAACUGGAACUAGGGCCCAGGUACAGCCACCGAGGCUGGGCCUGGGUCUCUCAGCAUUUGGCUUUGUUUCCCUGCCCCUCUGUUUACUUGUAAGUCUGUCAGUCUAUUCCUGGGAAGCUCAUUACUAGGGGCCCCGGUACCUUCCCGGUCUGUCCCAUACCGUUAACCAUAAACUGAUCUCUUACUAUC